GCGUCGCCUGGCUGCUCUUGCGCUCCCUCGCCGGCGGGCGGGAUAAAUGCUGAAGACGGGGCGGCAGCCCUGCUGAGUAGCCGAGGCGAGCGGUGGGAGGAAGGAGCUUCGCGGGUCGUUGCUCGGAGGAGGCGCGUCUCAAGCGAGCUGAGGUUGCUUCUGGGCAGGAACCAUGAACUGGCAUUCCCCCCUUCUCUUUGCUGCUUUCACAUCGAUGUGUAUGUGCUUCCAACCGAACCCUCUGUCUCUUGAGGAACUGGGUUCAGACAUUGGGAUCCAAGUUUUCAACCAGUUGGUCAAAACCAGGCCUAAGGAUAACAUUGUGGUGUCUCCCCAUGGAAUUGCAUCGGUGCUAGGAAUUCUUCAGCUUGGUGCUGAUGGCAAGACAAAGAAACAGCUGACAACAGUGAUGAGAUACAGUGUCAACGGCGUUGGUAAAGUACUGAAGAAGACAAACAAGGCCAUAGUGUCCAGGAGAAAUAAAGAUAUUGUGACAAUUGCAAAUGCAGUCUUUGCAAAAAGUGGCCUAAAAAUGGAAGUGCCCUUUGUUUCACGGAACAAUGAGCUGUUUCAGUGCGGGGUCAAGAGUGUGGACUUCAUGGACCCAAGUGCUGCUUGUGACGAUAUAAACCAGUGGGUAAAAAAUAAAACUAAGGGUAUGAUCAGCGAUGUGUUAUCACCAGAUUCUAUUGAUAGUGCUUUGACCAGGCUAGUGCUGGUGAAUGCAAUAUACUUUAAGGGACUGUGGAAGUCACGUUUUCAGCCAGAAAAUACAAAAAAGCGCACAUUUAAUGGAGCUGAUGGAAAGACUUAUCAAGUACCUAUGUUGGCUCAGUUGUCCGUGUUCCGAUGUGGCACAACCAGCACACCCAAUGAUUUGUGGUACAAUAUCAUUGAAUUGCCAUACCAUGGCGGAAACAUCAGCAUGUUGAUUGCCCUGCCCAUGGAAAGUACAACUCCUUUGUCUGCUAUUAUUCCUCAUAUUAGCACCAAAACGAUACAGAGUUGGAUGGCAACCAUGGUACAGAAGCGAGUACAAGUUAUUUUACCCAAGUUUACAGCCGAAGCAGAAACAGAUUUGAAGAAGCCUCUCAGAGAGCUGGGCAUUCAAGAUAUGUUUGAACCGUCAAAAGCAAACUUUGCAAAAAUAACAAGAACAGAAAGUCUUCAUGUAUCUCAAAUUUUACAAAAAGCAAAAAUUGAAGUUAGUGAAGAUGGAACCAAAGCUUCUGCAGCAACAACCGCAAUUUUAAUAGCCAGGUCAUCACCGCCUUGGUUUGUAGCGGACAAGCCCUUCCUGUUCUUCAUACGAUACAACCCCACAGGUGCAAUUUUGUUUAUGGGACAAAUCAACAAACCUUGAACAAGAGAAGAAUUUUUUUUGCAGAAGCAAAUUAAAGAUUGAUGCUCUUCUGUUAAAUAUUUUUGUACAUUAUUCUUGGGCUAAGAACUAGUUUUUGAGUGUGAUUGGUCAACUAAGUUUUGAAGAAGAAACCUGAAGCCGCUGACUUUUUGAGUGUGCAGGGGAUGGCAACAACUUUCUCAAAACUGUUUAAAGAUUGUUAAAACUACUGAUUGGUUCCCUGUGCUAAUAACUUUUGAAAAUCUGUUUUGGUCUAUGUAUUUUGUAUUGUGAUUUGAAAAGUCUUUAACCAGAGUUGGAACUAAAGGGACACUCUCUGUUUUAUUUUACUUUUUUUUUUUACUUUCGGUGGGUACCGUGCCCUUUAAUACUGCUGUUGUCCACGGAAUGGUCUGGUGGGGCAUCUUUGUUAGAAAUUAAAUUUAAAAGCUUUAGCAGUUUUUAUUUUACGUUGUGCAUGUAUUGCUGAGACUUAAACCAACUAAUGUCCCAGCUAACGCCUUUGCAUUGUUGUAAUGUAAACUUGUCAUUGCUAGUAUACACUUUCUAUGGAUUUAAAUUUUAUAUUUUUUUGUACAAAGGAAAAGAAAUAAAGCAGUAUGAACAGUUGGAGAUGA
Messenger RNA from Sphaerodactylus townsendi, 1980 nucleotides. RefSeq names its product serpin family E member 2 (gene SERPINE2). The record is from RefSeq and is a predicted model, not a curated record. The transcript has 9 exons. Gene Ontology annotation, molecular function: serine-type endopeptidase inhibitor activity. Gene Ontology annotation, biological process: negative regulation of plasminogen activation; negative regulation of endopeptidase activity. Lineage: Eukaryota; Metazoa; Chordata; Lepidosauria; Squamata; Sphaerodactylidae. The coding region runs from base 173 to 1363 and encodes 396 amino acids.